Messenger RNA from Penaeus chinensis, 2435 nucleotides. Its product is annotated as mucin-5AC-like. Bases 1 to 2316 code for a protein of 771 amino acids. The record is from RefSeq and is a predicted model, not a curated record. The transcript is spliced from 2 exons. Lineage: Eukaryota; Metazoa; Arthropoda; Malacostraca; Decapoda; Penaeidae.
AUGACGGUUGUAAAUGACUCUGGUUUUACUCUACCAACAACUACUGGGGAGCCAUUGUCUGCUUCUACCCCUUCAUAUGAGACGUUGAUUGACUCUUCUACAACCGUAUUUGCUGCAACAACUGCUGCUCCUUCUUCUACAACAACUAUUUGGUCUGCUACAACUGUUGCUCUUAUAACCACUCCGGGAAAUGCAGUGACUUCUCCCAUAAUCACAACUGCGACUUCUGUCAAAACUAUUGCUUCUUCUAACACAAAAGCUCUUGUUCCUUCUGCCACGACCACCUUUGUUCCUUCUGCCACGACCACCUUUGUUCCUUCUGCCACGACCACCUUUGUUCCUUCUGCCACGACCACCGCUGUUCCUUCUACCACGACCACCUUUGUUCCUUCUGCCACGACCACCUUUGUUCCUUCUGCCACGACCACCUUUGUUCCUUCUGCCACGACCACCGCUGUUCCUUCUGCCACGACCACCGCUGUUCCUUCUACCACGACCACCUUUGUUCCUUCUGCUACGACCACCUUUGUUCCUUCUGCCACGACCACCGCUGUUUCUUCUGCCACGACCACCGCUGUUCCUUCUGCCACGACCACCUUUGUUCCUUCUGCCACGACCACCUUUGUUCCUUCUGCCACGACCACCUUUGUUCCUUCUGCCACGACCACUGUUGCUCCUUCUACCACGACUACUGCUGCUUCUUCUACCACGACCACCUUUGUUCCUUCUGCCACGACCACCUUUGUUCCUUCUGCCACGACCACCUUUGUUCCUUCUGCCACGACCACCUUUGUUCCUUCUGCCACGACCACCGCUGUUCCUUCUACCACGACCACCUUUGUUCCUUCUGCCACGACCACCUUUGUUCCUUCUGCCACGACCACCUUUGUUCCUUCUGCCACGACCACCUUUGUUCCUUCUGCCACGACCACCUUUGUUCCUUCUGCCACGACCACCGCUGUUCCUUCUGCCACGACCACCUUUGUUCCUUCUGCCACGACCACCGCUGUUCCUUCUGCCACGACCACCGCUGUUCCUUCUGCCACGACCACCUUUGUUCCUUCUGCCACGACCACUGUUGUUCCUUCUGCCACGAACACCGCUGUUCCUUCUGCCACGACCACCGCUGUUCCUUCUGCCACGACCACUGCUGCUCCUUCUACCACGACCACCUUUGUUCCUUCUGCUACGACCUCUGCUGUUCCUUCUACCACGACCACCUUUGUUCCUUCUGCCACGACCACCGCUGUUCCUUCUACCACGAACACUGCUGCUCCUUCUACCACGACCACCGCUGUUCCUUCUACCACGACCACUGCUGCUCCUUCUAACACGACCACUGCUGUUCCUUCUGCCACGACCAUAGCUGCAGUUGCCAACGUUUCUGACACAGUAUCGGUGACUUCCAGCGACUGGACACAGUGUCCCUCGGGAAGUGUACUUCAAGGCAUAGCCUUCGAGGGCGACAAAUAUGCGGUAGACCACAUUAUCUGCUUGGAGGUAGACCCCGGCAUGGUUGCGGUGGACUGGACUUCGAGGUCUGGGCUGACAUGUUCGUCAAGCAGAAUUCCGACCGGGUUUCGGGACCCAUCGUGGAAGCCUCCCGAGCUGCUUUGCGUGGGCGUCGAAGCAGGCUGGGGCCUCGACGUCGAUUCCUGUGUCUCCGUCGACGUGAGCGCCGACUCCCGGCCGGCGGAGGACACGGUCGGCUCCUGGGACUAUUGGGCCGUAUGCCCCACUGACCACGCAAUCAACAACAUCUACGUAGAGUGGGGCACCUUCAAGUUGGUGUCCUGUUGCCUUCUAGUGCAGUUAGUGCCCGCUCCUAAGCUGCAGGUGGUGAGGGAGAUGAACACUGGUCCCGUGUGCCCACACCAGGGUUCUACUGCCAUCGUCGCGCUCGGCCUCGACAACGACCGCCGGUACGUUAGUCACAUCGUUUGCUCGACCUUUGCGUCCUCGCUCACGACAGACGCCAGCGUCGCCAGUACGGUGAGCGCGGGGCACGAGAGUGAGUCUUCGUCGGCGUGCCCUGCCAACGAAGCCAUCGCCGGCCUCAGCAACACCGAAAGUAAAUUUAUGACGGGAGCGUGUGUGAAAGUUACCAGUAAAACAGUCAGCAGCAACUGUGUUGUGGUUCCAUACAACACCGGGGCACUGCCUAGCAUCCCCAGCGAGGACACAAGCAGCUGGUCAGACUGGGUGACCUGCACGCAUCUGGGGAACUACGUCGCCACGCAGGUUUCGCGCGAGACGAGUGGGUUUUGGCCCGUUAACAGAAGGGUAAAGGAACUCCAGUGCUGCGAGCUCGUGUAGCCUACCCCUCGUGAAAAAGGAGCUCCUGGGCGACAACGGAUCCAAGUAUGCAUAUUAUAACAUGAAAAGAGAACUAUGCAUGAUAAUGAGUUCAUUUGUUUCUAGACUCAUAAAGGAUU